UCACCCCACUCUACUACACCUUCAUUCUCUCUCAGUCUCUCAUUCUCACAAAUCUCACUCUCACAGACACAAACCCAAAAGCAGAAAACAGAUCAAGAUCACAUAUUACCACUGACUGCAUGGACAAAAAAUGGAAACUAUCAAAAGAAGAUCCAUGCAACCAUUCAUCAAAAUCAUCCUCACUUUUUUCAAGAAGUGUUUCACAAAAAAACUCAUCCUCCACAAAAUCACCUCUUUUGAGAUCAUUCUCAACAAAGAGUAGUUCCCUUUUUUCAAGAAGCUCAUCACAAAAGAACAAAUCUCAUCAACAUCAUCCUUGUGAUUUAUCAAGAAGUUCUUCACAAAAAUGUGCCAACUUUACUAGAAAAUGUGGUAGUUUGGCUAAGGAACAAAAGGCAAGAUUCUAUAUUGUCAAACGUUGUGUUACAAUGUUGGUAUGUUGGAAAAAACAUGGAGAUUCUUGAUUAGUAUUAUCAUUAUUAUUA
Messenger RNA from Erigeron canadensis, 485 nucleotides. RefSeq names its product small polypeptide DEVIL 13. Lineage: Eukaryota; Viridiplantae; Streptophyta; Magnoliopsida; Asterales; Asteraceae. The record is from RefSeq and is a predicted model, not a curated record. The transcript has a single exon. The coding region runs from base 120 to 464 and encodes 114 amino acids. Gene Ontology annotation, biological process: negative regulation of cell population proliferation.